Molecule: messenger RNA, 4102 nt
Organism: Nicotiana tabacum (common tobacco)
Lineage: Eukaryota; Viridiplantae; Streptophyta; Magnoliopsida; Solanales; Solanaceae
Source: RefSeq, a predicted model, not a curated record
AAUCAUUUCUUACCUAAUACUUACUUCAAAAAACAAAACCCUAAAAGGGAUUGAUUCGCCGCAAGAUUUUUUAUUCUCCUCUCUCCCAUUUAACCUUCAUCAUCUCUCUUAUUAGCUAACAGUUUUCAUUACCUGCUCUAUGUUGAGAAAAAAUAACUUUCUUGGAGUUUAAUUAGUCAAAGAUGGGAUUUUUAUCAACACCAAAGCUUCAAUUUUCAGCUUAUACAUGUGGGAUUUUGUAGUUUUAAGGUUUAUAUAUGAUAAAGUUUUGGCUUUUUUUACCUUUCUUGGGUUGCUAGGUUUUGUGGGUACUGAUUAUAUUUGUUGUAGAAUUGAGUAUAUAAUUGGUCUUUGAUCAUGGAGCUUUCUUGGUACUAUUUUGUUUGAUCAAAGAUUGGAUUUUUAUGAGCUUAAAGGUUUGAUUUUGAGGUUGUGCACGUGGGGUUUUGUAGUUUUUAAGGUUUAUAUAUAUAUGACAAAGUUUUGUUUUGAAUAGCUUUCCUGAGUUGUUAAGGCUUGUGGGUAUUGAUUAUAUUUGUUGUGGAAUGAGUGAGUGAAGAUGGUAUCUGAAUUGGGGAGGAGACCGAUGAUUGGGAACAAUGAAAAUUCAUUUGGAGAUGAGUUUGAGAAAGAGAUUGGGAUGUUACUUCAUGAUCAGCGAAGACAAGAAGCUGACGAUCGCGAAAAGGAGCUGAAUAUGUAUAGAAGUGGCUCAGCUCCACCUACUGUUGAAGGUUCAUUGAGUGCAGUGGGUGGAUUGUUUAACAAUAAUGGUUUCAUGUCUGAGGAGGAGCUUAGGUCUGAUCCUGCUUACUUAUCUUACUAUUACUCGAACGUAAACCUUAAUCCUAGGUUGCCUCCACCACUUUUGUCCAAAGAAGAUUGGCGGUUUUCACAGAGGUUGCAAGGAGGGAGCUCCGCUAUUGGUGAUAGGAGGAACAUAAACAAGAAUGAUAAUAAUGGUAAUGGUAGGAGGUCACCCAUGCCUCCAGGAUUUAACUCGAAAAAAGCAGAGAGCGAGAACGAGACGGAUAAAUUGCAGGGUUCAGUGGAAUGGGGUGGUGAUGGGCUGAUUGGUUUGCCGGGACUAGGAUUAGGUAGUAAAAAGAAGAGCAUUGCUGAAAUAUUCCAGGAUGACUUCAGCCGUGUGUCUCCUGCUCCUGGUCACCCUUCGCGGCCAGCUAGCCGAAAUGCUUUUGACGGAAGUGGUGAUGCAGCAGAAGCUGAGCUUUCGUUUUCUUCUUCAAAGCCUUUAAGGUCUGGAUCAAGCACACAAAUCCCAUCUGAUGAGGUGGCUGCUUCCUAUUCAUAUGCUGCUGCUUUAUCAAGAAGUACCACUCCUGAUCCCCAACACAUUGCGAGGGUUCCUAGUCCUUGCCUUACUCCUAUUGGUGGAGGGAGGGUAGUCAAUUUAGACAAGAGAAGUGUUAAUAGUCCAAAUUCAUUUAAUGGUCACACAACUGAGUCUUCAGAGCUUGUUGCUGCUUUGUCUGGCAUGAAUCUAUCUAAUGGUACGUCGGAUGAGAUCAUUUCUCUGAUUGAACAGGACAUUGGUUUUAAUACUAUCCUCACCAAUCUUGCAGGUGGGCAAAAUAACACGAAGCAGCAUGAAUUUUUUAAGCAAUCUGAAUCCCCACAGUUUAAUAUGGCUUCUACUGUUCAGUCUGCGAAAGUACCAUAUUCUGUCGGCUCAGACCUUAAUAGUUCUAACCGCCAAGCUGCUUUCUCCAAUAAUUCAUACCUCAAAGGAUCCCCAACAUCUGGAUUGAAUAGUGGAGGUGGCGUACUUUCUCAAUAUCCACAUUUGGACAGUCCAAAUUCAUCUUUUUCUAAUUAUGGUUUAAGUGGUCAUCCUCUCAGUCCAAUGUCAAGCCAUCUUGGCAACUAUAAUUUGCCACCUUUAUUUGGAAAUGCUGCUGCUGCAUCAGCUAUGGCUGUACCUGGAUUGGACUCUCGAAUCCCUAAUUUGAGUGCUGCAACCUCAGAGCAUAAUCUCAGCAGAAUGGGAAAUCAAAUGGGUGGGCCGUCAUUCGUGGACCCUAUGUAUCUUCAGUACUUGACAGCUGAAUAUGUUGCGCAGGUUGCUGCUCUUAAUGAUCCUUCCUUGGACAGGAGCUACAUGGGCGGCAAUUCGUAUGUAGACUUGCUUCAGAAAGCUUAUCUUGGUAAUAAUGUUCUACCUCAGAAAUCUCAAUACAAAAGCAGUGGUUCAGGUCAUCAUGGCUAUUAUGGAAAUCCUGCGUUUGGAGUUGGCUUGUCAUAUCCUGGAAGUCCUUUAGCAAGUCCUGUCGUCCCAGGCUCUCCAGUGGGACCUGGUAGUCCUAUGAGGCAUAGUGAUUAUAAUAAUAUGAGACGAAUGAGAAACAUAGCUGCAGGUGUCAUAGGACCAUAUCACUUGGAUAAUAUGGAAAACAGCUUAGCAUCCUCCUUACUGGAAGAGUUCAAAAGCAACAAGACCAGGUGUUUUGAACUUUCAGAAAUUGUAGGCCAUGUUGUUGAGUUUAGCGCCGACCAGUAUGGGAGCCGAUUCAUUCAGCAAAAGCUGGAAACUGCCACCACUGAGGAGAAAAACAUGGUGUUUCAGGAAAUUUUUCCCCAAGCUCUUACUUUGAUGACUGAUGUCUUUGGAAAUUACGUAAUCCAGAAGUUUUUUGAACAUGGAAUGGCAUCUCAGAGGAGAGAAUUAGCUGGCAAGCUCUUUGGCCAUGUUUUAACACUGAGCCUUCAAAUGUAUGGUUGUCGCGUCAUACAGAAGGCAAUAGAAGUAGUCGACGUGGACCAGAAGAUCAAAAUGGUUGAGGAGCUUGAUGGUAAUAUCAUGCGCUGUGUACGAGAUCAGAAUGGAAAUCACGUCAUUCAGAAAUGUAUUGAAUGUGUACCAGAAGAUCACAUUCAAUUUGUCGUCUCGACAUUUUUCGGACAAGUUGUUACUCUCUCCACCCAUCCAUAUGGCUGUCGAGUAAUACAGAGAGUAUUGGAACACUGUAGCGAUCCAGAAACCCAAAGUAAAGUGAUGGAAGAAAUCUUGGGAUCUGUAAGCAUGUUGGCACAAGAUCAGUAUGGUAAUUAUGUUGUUCAGGUAUGGAAUACUCACUAUCUAUAUACUAGUGUCUUGACUGUCUUAUUUAGAAGUAACUAUUUCCAUUUUCUUUUUCAAGAGUUAGUAGUUCGUUUUAUCAUGUUGUAUUCUACACAAUAUCCUCACUUCUUGACUAGUAUGGAGCAAUUCGUAAAAUGUAUCCUGAUAUCUGAUAUUGUGUGGCACAUACUUUUGAAAAGCAAGAAGUGUUUGGAAGAUGAGGUCAUUGAACGGUCAUUCGUCAAGCGUGCUUCAUCUAUUCUUACAGUCUUGUUUCUCAUGCUCUCAUAUCCCAGUAGAGUUAAAAAGCGAGAAGGUUUGGUUUCAAAUUUUGCAUUGUGUUUUCUCAUUUUUCUUCUUUUUGUCCAGGCUAUGAUGAAAGAUCAGUUUGCAAAUUACGUUGUACAGAAAGUUUUGGAAACUUGUAGCGAUCAGCAACGUGAGCUGAUCAUGUCGAGGAUAAGAGUUCACUUGAAUGCUCUGAAGAAAUACACUUACGGAAAGCAUAUUGUCGCGCGUGUUGAAAAGCUAGUUGCUGCUGGGGAAAGAAGAAUUGCUGCUCAGUCCCCAAGUCCGGCUUAGUCUUGUAGGAAAGAAAGUUGUACAGCUAACUGAGGCUUAGUUUGAGCUACCUAUCUUCCUUUUCUUCCACAUCUAGUGUUUUAGCUCCAUACAUGUCUUCAAAGGUAUGGAGUAAAUUGCAAAUAAAGUUGUUACAUGUACUAGAGAACUGUAAAUUGUGUAGUUAAAACAUAAAAGCAGGUAUGCUGAAGCUCAGAUGUCAAAUAUUCGAGAUGGCUGUGCAGAGGAAGUCAAGUCUCCGGAGGGUGUAAAAAAUAUAAGACCGGCGAGGUAGUUUAUAUCAACGCGAUUGUACAAAUGUUGCCAUGUGGAGAGUUGAUGUUUAGGUGAGAACAGAAAUUUCAUGUAUGGUACUGACAAUUUUCUUUUAUGGCUAAGUGUAUUUUCCUUCAUCUUUGGUUGCUGUCAUUUUAUGAAAAUUCAAUGCUUGGGAUUAGUAUU